This is a messenger RNA of Gymnogyps californianus (California condor), 777 nucleotides long. It is a transcript of the gene HMGN2, whose product is annotated as high mobility group nucleosomal binding domain 2. Gene Ontology annotation, molecular function: nucleosomal DNA binding. Bases 350 to 622 code for a protein of 90 amino acids. The transcript has 6 exons. Gene Ontology annotation, cellular component: chromatin; nucleus. Gene Ontology annotation, biological process: chromatin organization. NCBI's taxonomy places the organism in Eukaryota, Metazoa, Chordata, Aves, Accipitriformes, Cathartidae. The record is from RefSeq and is a predicted model, not a curated record.
UCCGGCUGGAACCGGUUGGGCCGCGUCCGGCUCUAUAUAAAACUUUAUAAACACCCGAUUCAAAUUAGUGGGGUCGGGAGCCAGCGUAGCCAGCCGGGAGGCAGCCCCGCCGCGCCGCCCGCCGCCCGCACCGCGCAGACAGCCGGUCCGCUCCCUUCUUCCCCCUCCCGCCCCUCACUCCCUCCCCCGCUUCUCGCCGCCGCCCCGGACCGAGCGCGCCCGGCUCCCCCACCCCCCACCCCCCCUUUCCUCCGCCUUCUCCCUCCGCCCCCUCACGCCGCCCAGCCGAGCUCCUCUCUCCCUCACACAUACACACACACACACACACACAACACGCCCGCCCGGAGCCAUGCCGAAGAGAAAGGCUGAAGGAGAUACCAAGGGCGAUAAGGCCAAAGUUAAGGAUGAGCCACAGCGGAGAUCGGCGAGGUUAUCUGCUAAGCCUGCUCCUCCAAAGCCAGAGCCUAAACCUAAAAAGGCAGCUCCAAAGAAGAGCGAGAAGUUGCCCAAGGGAAAGAAGGGGAAAGCUGAUGCUGGCAAGGAGGGAAACAACCCUGCAGAAAACGGAGAUGCCAAAACAGACCAGGCACAGAAAGCCGAAGGUGCUGGUGAAGCCAAGUAAAAUGUGUGAAUUUUUGAUAACUGUGUACUUCUGGUGACUGUACAGUUUGAAAUACUAUUUUUUAUCAAGUUUUAUAACAAUGCAGAAUUUUGUUUUACUUUUUUUUAAGCUAUGUUGUUAGCACACAGACCGCUUCGUUGUUGUGUUUUGAGGGG